Mercenaria mercenaria is the source of this 1200-nucleotide messenger RNA. RefSeq lists its product as uncharacterized. Gene Ontology annotation, molecular function: protein binding. The record is from RefSeq and is a predicted model, not a curated record. Lineage: Eukaryota; Metazoa; Mollusca; Bivalvia; Venerida; Veneridae. The transcript is spliced from 5 exons. Bases 51 to 1025 code for a protein of 324 amino acids.
GAAACAAAAAUUGUCACAGCUAUUAAACCGUGUUUUCAAAACAAAGAAAUAUGCUAUUCAAUUUAUGUUUCGUCUUCUUUAUUCUCUGUAUGUGUGAUAAGGGUUUUGUGGCUGGAGCAACAGGGAAUGAUGACCACCACAGAAUGAUGGAAAGACUGGAAGUCUUAGAGAAACAACACCAGGAUAGUCAGUCAAAAAUAGAAAGUUUGGAGCGCACAGUAAGAUCACAGGCCGAGCAGAUUACAGCACAAGCACGUGCCAUCAAGGGUUUUGACUUUAUAGUGCACAAGCACAGGGCACGUGUACAAGAGGCCUACAGAACGUCUCGACUAAACAGCAGAAAAAUAAUUGUGUUGCAAAAUGUUUUAGUGAACACUGGUUUAAUAAAGAAAGAGAAUGUUGGAGACAAAGAAUCUCAACAUGAAACAGAUGAGGAACAUAAACUUAUACAUAAGAAGGUACUCAGCGUCGAAUCAAACCUACCAGAAGCAAUGAAUACUGAAAGUAAAUUGUAUCAUCGGGAGCCGACUGACAGUGGAACCAAACAUCAAAGACAAACGCGGAUUAUGAGAAGAAACGUUACAGCAAAUGAAAGGCUGGCUAGUGGAAAACGUCAAGGAUCUGAGGGAAUAGCAUUUUCCGUGUAUUUGGAUCAUGACGUUGACCUUGGAGCUCACCAAACCGUUAAGUUCAGUCAGAUUAUAACAAACGAGAGAAACGGUUACAGUCCGCAUUCGGGUGUGUUCACGUGCCCAGAGGGUGGCAUGUACAUGUUCUCUUUUUUCAUAGGUGAAAGAGAUUCCAGGGGCAUGUUUGCUGAAUUGAUGGUUAAUAGUAAAAAUGUUCUCGAUGCCAUUGUGGAUUCUACCAGCCCAAAUCAGGAUCUUACGGGCGGUAAUGUAGCAGUGAUUCGCUUGAACCAGGGUGAUGCCGUUUGGGUGGAGUCGCAUAACACCGGUGAUCAUGCAGAAGGAAGCGCUGCUGUUAAACUUACAUCAUUCUCUGGUGUAUAUCUGUUUCCUUGAUUCUCGUUUCCCUGUAAAAAUUAUAUAGUUUUGCGCUUUUGGAUACAAAUUGAAACUAAUGAAAUGAUACAAAUAUUGUUCAUUAUAUUUGACUAUAAAAAAGGUCUCAGUUUAAAAUUGCGCAGGUAAGAUUCCCGAGAGAUAUAGACUUGGAGUCAUUGAUUAUAACUGCGCA